UCCAACACAAUCAUAAACAAGACUUUCCAACACUGGAUAACGGACGCGCCAUUGAAAGUUAUUGCUAUCCGACGCCAAAAUCCAAAUAGAAAUGGAAGAAUAUUCUGUGAGCAAAGGUUUUCUGGCUGAAAUUAUGCAAUGCAGUGACAACAUACCAGAGUUGGAGGAGCUUCUUGCCAAAAAUCGUCUUCUGACAGCCAAGGAGGCUUCCAUUAAUAAAGAGCUGGAGCAUCUUUGUUUCGAUUUGGUUUUAGUUGAUACGGCACACCGGAACGUGGAGGAGGAACGGGCCGAAGUUGAGCAGGCAGCCAAGCUGUUGAACGAAGCGUACGCGAAGGCCCUACAGGUGGAGAAUCGUUUGAACAGCAUCAACCUGCCGGAGCUCCUGGGCCACAAGAUACAGUUAUACAAAAUGGAGGCCGAGAAGCAUCACAACGAGCAAGUGGAGAUGGUUAAGAAGCGUGAGGAGGUGCUGGCCAAUAUGGAAAAUCGAGAUAUUGUGCAACAAUUUCGUCACCUACAAAUCGCCACUGAGGAGGCUAAGGAGGAGCUGGCGGCUGCCGAGAAGAAAUUCGGAGAGUUCCUAUAUCUGAAGAACGAGAAAAUGAAUUGGCACAAAAUUCGAUUCAACCAGAACCUGGUCAGCGUCCUGAUGGCCAGGAAGCAAAUUCUCGACAUACAGGAGCCCAUGACAUUCGAGUCAACAUCAUCGUCGUUGCCGCCGGCAUUUGAAUCAGAUUCGAUGAGUUCCCCCAACGAAAACAUGUCUCGAUUAGUAGCAGAGCCCACCAUCUUGAAACGAUCCAUCCUUAAAAGGUCCAGAAGCGACAAGAAAGAUAGUAAUGAACCGGUGGGGGGGAUCGUCCAGUCAAGCUCAUCUUUCAAUAUCGCCAGCAAGCGAGUACAAUUCGCUAUUCCCCUGGAGCAAGUUCGUAUAAUACCGAACCGAGAGGACGAGCCGUGGCGCGAAGGAUAUUUUCAGAAAUAUAAGUCGAAGAGGCACUCAUUGCGCCGUUUCCUAUUCAGUUCUGAGGAAGAGCAACAGGAAGCUGUCAAGAAAUUCUGUCAAUUGCGAGUGGAAGCAGCAGAGAAGUCUCUGUAUCAAUCACAUCUAGCUCGGCGCAGUGCUGAAGAUGCCUGCACAUCCCAGGAGGUGCCACAAAAGAGAUUUAAAUUAUCUCUUCCUGUACUGAAUGGACGUGCUACUACCAGCGAUCCAGGGGAUCCAUCCGAUCAACAGGCAGAAAAGGAAAACGACAGCACUGACAUUAAGACGCGAUCCAUAUUGAUUCGUCAACGGGAGGACGACGAUGUUAGCAGCUCGGGAAUGCCCGCCAAACGUGUGCGAUUCGCUUCCUACGUACAACCUGAAAAUCUAACGUUUGCAAAGAUUGCCAAGAGGGGAGACUCGGACGAGGAGAGUUCUUCAGAGGGUUCUGAUCAGGAAUCGUCGGACGAAGACAAUGAUUCGAUUCUAGUUCCUAAGAAAUCUGAAGAGCAUCAGACGGCAGAGGAAGAUCAGCUCACAUCUUCAGAGGAAGAUGACAAUUCGGAGGAGGAAUCUUCAGAGUCAGAUGAUUCAGAUGAAGAUGAUUCGAUUGUAGUUGCCAAGAAAUCUGAGAAGGAUAAGGCAGGAGAGGAAGAUGUGUGCCAGCCCGAUAGUUCCAAAGAGGUUGAGGAGAAGAAGUCUGAUGAGGAGGAGGAGGAUGAAGACUCCGAGGAAGAUAGUGAAGAUGAGAAACCAGAAUCUAAGAGUUACAGUUUGGAAUCCGAAAGUUCCACAUCUGACUCGGAAGAGGACAAAAAUGAAAACUCAUUAGACACGGAGCAUCUGGAGCAGAAAUCGCCCGAGCAAGAGUCGUCGUCCGAGGAAAGUGAGGAGUCUGGAGAUGAAGACGAGCCAGGAAAACCAGAGUCAUUACCGGAAUCCAGUGAGGAGAUACAGGAAACCCCGGAGGAGCCCAUACCUAUGGAGGUGUGUGACAAUGUGGAGGAAGUUGUGAUCCCAGAAUCAACUGAAGAAAUCGGAGAUAAAAUGGAGACACUAGAAACUGAAGAAAAGAAAAAGGAUGAAGAAUUUACCUUGGACAUGGCUCCCAUUCAGCCAAUAGUGACCAAUGUGGAGAUUAUUGAAACGGCCCCACCUAAUAAUGACACUGAGAGUACCAUCCCGACAGCAGGGAAAUCUCCUUUUGAACUAGAAGGCGAUGAUAUACCCAGUACCUCCACGGGCAGGACCCACUCUACGGAUUCUCCCUUUGAUAUGGACGAUUUCAUGUUCCCGAUGGCCCAAGCUGUUCCCCAUGAACUAAGUAUCUCAGAUUCCAGCCAGAGCUCCUUCCUGAACUUCUCGUCAUCCGAUUUUGCGUUCAACGAUGACUUUUUCUUUAACGACGACACCGAUAAUGGCCAGUACGUUAGCAUCAACUACGAUUUGUAAUUGAAUAACUAAGCUAAACCAGUUCCUUUAAUAUUAA
This is a messenger RNA of Drosophila ananassae, 2477 nucleotides long. RefSeq names its product protein starmaker (gene corolla). The transcript is spliced from 4 exons. Lineage: Eukaryota; Metazoa; Arthropoda; Insecta; Diptera; Drosophilidae. The coding region runs from base 92 to 2440 and encodes 782 amino acids. The record is from RefSeq and is a predicted model, not a curated record.